AUGGACUUCGAUAACUUGGCAUCCCAGCGGGUAGAUACAAUCUUCACAGUGUGGACACAGAAUCUUUUGCGGAAUCCACCAGAGGAGCUAGCGGGUCACCUUGCCUCUCGCCAUUGCCCUGGCACGCCUAUCAAAGCUUCACGGCUGUCCAAUGGCGCUUUCAACGUUUGCUACCGCGUCACCUUUGAAAAAAGACACCGUGUUGUGGUCCGUUUCACUGCCCUUGGUCGAAUUGUCGCUCGCAAUGAGAAAGUUGAUGACAAAGUCACUACCAAAGAAUUUCCCGGCCAGCAUACAACAAUUCCGGUACCAAAGAUCUUCGGCCAUGGGAAGAGUGUGCACGGUCCGUAUAUUGUGAUGUCUUAUAUUGAAGCCAAUCUUUUGAGCAGAUAUUUGAAAGAUCCAACACAGGAUAAAGACACACUACUAGCGAAUAUUUCUAUCCGCGUCUUAAGGAGAGCAUAUCACGGCAUGGCAGGAGUCUUAUUGGAGCUGUCAAAAGUUGAAUCUCCAUCGGAGCUAUCAGAAAAGACGAGUCUGCUUUUCCAGCGGAAACAUUUUAGCGACGCAGCAGAUUACUUCGAGAAGCUUGCUCAACAACAUUUCUAUCAUCUUGAGUAUCAACGCAAUGACGCAGUCGCUGAUGAGAACGACUGCCGGAGGAAGUAUAUCGCACGCUGUCUGUUCCGCAAGCUUUCGCGUGAUAUAGCAUCCGAGCAUUGCAACGGUCGUUUCCGCCUAUAUUGCGAUGACUAUUCCCCCGGAAAUGUUCUUGUUGAUCCGUCGAAAUUUAUCGUUGCGGGUGUGAUUGACUGGGAGUUCUCAUAUGCUGCUCCCGUUGAGUUUACGUACGCAGCCCCUUGGAGGCUCUUAUUGGAACGGCCCGAGAGCUGGGACCCGGAUUUUGAUCAAUUCAUGGCUAUAUUUUUGCCAAGAUUUCGCACUUUUCUGGAAGUCCUUCGAAAUUGUGAGACGGAGAAAAUUAAAGCCCGAUCCUUGACUCAGUCCCAACGCCUCUCCAUCGCUAUGGAACAAUCAUUGGAUACUGGGUUGUUUUGGAUUUCCCUUGCUUCACGACACAGCGCGCUGUUUGAUGAAAUACAUUGGAAUUUCAUUGACCCGAAAUUCUUUGGCCCUUUUACAACGAUGGAGGAGCGAGUCGCUCUUUUAAACGCGGAAGAGCGCGCAAACAUGAAUGCUUUUGUUAACAUGAAAUUGAUCCAAAAGCACGAAGCCACCCUUGAAAUUCAUUACAGCAUUGAUGGAUUGGUUGACCUAUAG
This is a messenger RNA of Penicillium coprophilum, 1281 nucleotides long. RefSeq names its product phosphotransferase family protein. The transcript is spliced from 2 exons. Lineage: Eukaryota; Fungi; Ascomycota; Eurotiomycetes; Eurotiales; Aspergillaceae. The record is from RefSeq and is a predicted model, not a curated record. The coding region runs from base 1 to 1281 and encodes 426 amino acids.